Lagopus muta (rock ptarmigan) is the source of this 2880-nucleotide messenger RNA. RefSeq names its product PARP1 binding protein (gene PARPBP). The transcript is spliced from 7 exons. Gene Ontology annotation, cellular component: chromatin. Gene Ontology annotation, biological process: negative regulation of double-strand break repair via homologous recombination. The record is from RefSeq and is a predicted model, not a curated record. Lineage: Eukaryota; Metazoa; Chordata; Aves; Galliformes; Phasianidae. The coding region runs from base 107 to 898 and encodes 263 amino acids.
UAUUGGGCAUCUGCCGAGGGUUUGAAUGAAAACCGCCGAUAGAGGCUGAGGGGCCUUCCGAGCGGCUGGUGGAGUGCUUGGUCUCGUCCUCCUGGUUGUGCAGGCAAUGAUUUCUUUACAGCAAAAGAUUUUAAACUUAAUCAAACAUUUCAGAAGACAAUGGCCCUUAUUUUCAAACUCUGAAAGGACUACUGUAUGUGGAGCCGAUUGCAUGCUGACAGCAUUACAACUGUCCAUGGCUGAAGUCAAUAAACAGCACCAUGGAGAUUUCGCAGCAUCACUCAGUGAUGUGAUGGAAACUUGGAAAUAUUUGUUACAUGACAAACUAGGAUUAUUGUAUGAGAACAUGGAAGAACCUGCAAAUUAUGCUGACUUUAAAAGGGCCUACCAUACUUUCUUAGCAAGCAGCAAUAUGUUAGAUAUAAUAGACAUAUAUCAAAAGUGCUGUGCUCUUGCACUUGUCUCUGAGGAUGAAAGUAUUGCCCCCGGUAUGUUGCUGACUCAUGUUGAGCCAGCUGUCAACCAGAGUCCCCAGGUCCCUUUCUGCAGGACUCCUCUCCAGCCACUUGCAUCCCAGGCUGUUCAACUGCUAGAAUUUAUUUCUGGUGGAAUGAAUGUAUCAAGAAGUAAUGGUUCUGUUCUUCCUUCUACACCAGUCUACAGACAGGAGCAGAACAGUGUGAAGGUGAUGCUCUUUGCCAAGAAGUGUUUUUAUUCAUAUUUAAGCCUGCUGGUGAAUUCUAAGGAUGAUCUGGCACUGGCUCGUAUUCUAAAUGUUCCUGACAGAGGACUUGGUAGAGAAGCCUUCACUAAACUAAAACAUGCCUCACAGGAGAGAAAAAUGUCAAUUUUCCUGAGCAAUCUGAAGAAAAAAAUCCAGUGCUUGAUGUGUAGAUGAAAGACCAAAAUUUGGAGGAACAGUAUUGCUGUUUUUUCGGCUCUGACUCAGAAUUUUUGGAGUGUAAUACUUGCCAUUCAUUUACAGCUUGAUCAGUCUUGAAACAUUCUUCAAGAUGUGAUUGAUAUGGGAUAUUCUUGCUCAUGUUAUUCUCAAAGGCACAGGGCUGGAGAGAGAAAAAACAAAGGAUGGUGUUCUCCCUUAUACAGGAACAAGAAAAAAUUACAGCAUAUAGUCCUCAGAGAGGCUUGGAGCUAAGGAAUCUAAUUUUGUAUGUGAGGUGAAUUUAUAUUUAUAAUUAGAGCAGUUAUAGCCAGCACACAGCCAUCUCAAAAAUAGAUGAGUAAGAUUUCUUUCUCCAGAGAAUCAAUGUGGUCCCUCAUAUUCAGAUAAUCAAAUUUUGCAUACGCAGUGGGAUCUGUACAGUCAACAGUAGACCAAGGAAAAAUAGUAUGGGUAUAUAAAAGUCUCUCAAGCAGCUGCACUAUUGCUUCAGAUUUUACGGUUUAAAAAUAUGGAAAAUUUGUGAAAUCUCAGUUGCAGGAUUAAUUAUUUGAGCUCCUAAUGCUCUGUUAAAAUUGUAUGUGAAAAAAAAAAAAAAGUUGUGUUUGGACUGGAUUUAUUGCUUCUUCCUCCCAGCUGCCAGAGGGGAAACUUCUCUACUGUGUAAAGAAGUUGUCUUUUCUGGCAUCUGUGUCUUGCAGAAAGUCCUGCAAAGCCAGAAUACUUUCCAUUGGAAGGCAAGGUCCUAUGAACCAUAUUAAUCCAGUGCAAAAGGAGGGAUACUGGCAGGUUUAUUUUCUUUGCUAGAGUAAUUCCAGUUGUAUUCUUUACAGUCCCAAGAGCUUUAUGAUUUAACUGUGUAGUAUGAAAUUAAAUUGUAUAGGUAGAAUUAAUAUUGCUGUACCUGUCAAAUGUUUUAGGUUCUUAUCUUUAACUUUUUAUGGAGAGAUUUAUUUUAUUUAACUGUUGGCUUAAAAUGUGAGGGGUUACACUCUAAAGUGUGCUGCUGUUGUGGUUCAACCUGGCAGACAGCUCAGCACCACACAGCUGUUUGCUCACUCUCUUUGCAUUCCAGUAGGAUGGAGGAGAGAAUCAGGAAAAAAAAAAAAUAGAUCUCAUAGGUUGAGAUUAUAAAUAUUACUAAGAUGGAAAAGGAUGAGAGAAAUAAUAGUAACGAUAAGAACAUUUCUCUGUGUAUCACAUGCAUACAUAAAUUGUUCACCACCCAUUGACUAAUGCUCAGCCAGACCCUGAGCAGCAGAAGCUCCCCCACCCCAAAUUCCCCCAGUUUUAUAUUUGCAUGAUGUCAUAUGGUAUGGAAUAUCCCUUUGGCCAGUUUAGGUCAACAGUUGUGGUUCUGUCCCUUCCCAGCUUCUUGUGCACCCCCCGCCCUGUCACUGACAUGAGAAGCUGAAAUAUCCUUGAUGCUGCGUAGCGCUGCUGAGCAGCAACUUAAACAUCAGCAUGUUAUCAAUGUUGUUUUUCUUCUAAAGCUAAAACAUAGCAUCAUAGCAGACAAUAUGAAGAAAAUAUGUUGUCUCAGUUGAAACCAGAUCAAUAUCCACUUCUUAUUCUGUAUUGUUUACGUAAUACUCAAGUCCCACACUUUCCAAUACACCCCAAUUAAUUACCAUCACCUUUUCUGCCUUCUGAGAGAGAGAUAUAUAUAUAUAUGUAUAUAGAUAGAUAAAGAUAUCUAUAUCAUCUAUAUAUAUAUAUAUAUAUGUAUGCGCAGACAUUGUUUCCAUAGUCUUUAGGCCAUUUCGCAAUGUUGUCUGUGGAGUUCACUUAAUCUGUGACUUUGGGCUCCAUCUAUUGUAACAAUCCUUCAGGACAAGAGACUUGUUGGAUGUUGCAUGCAUCAACUAGAUGCUGUUAAGAAAAUCAGCUCCAUCCCAAUUGAAACCAGGACGACUGCUGAUGGGACAUCUCUUAUUUUCAGUGUCUUUACUGUAUAUAAAAUAUAGGGAAACUUUCAG